GCCAACCUCCGGUCCUCACAGCUCCCCCACUGAUCGAGCCACCCACAUCUCAUAGGAACCCUACAGGGACCCUCACAAACCCAGACACCUACGGUUGUCCCCACAGAUGUCAACAGACUACCCAAACACUCUCACAGAGGUCCCGCAAACCCCUUUAGAAGAAGUGAGCCCUCUAGGCUCGACCCCUCUGGAUCCAAUGCAGCCUCCUCUGCAGACCAGUGCUGUUGCCACGGAGAUUUCUGGGCGUUCCGGUUGCCCUGGUGACGGAUCCCUCCUCUCCCGGCCUGGGUUCCAGAGGUUUCGGUCAAGAUCCUCCCUCAUUGGCCGGCCCGGAACCCCUCAUCCCUCUCCCUCCCACCCUUCGCCAGAUCUGGCCAGAGUUCCUUUGCGAAUUCCUACAGGUGUCCAACUUCCCUGCCCAAGUGGUAGACUUGAAGGCAAGACCUCUCACUACAUGCAAGGCGGGUCUCAUCCAAGAGCCUUCCAUCCCUCACUUAACAUUUCUUCUUCCCACCUUCAGACGAGAUCCUGACCUAAGGACUUGUAACAGCCAAGCCAAAGCCCAGAGAUGGAAGCAGACAAGGUCACAGAAGAGCCUCAUACCACCAUGGAUGCAGAGGAGCACCCCUCUUCAAAGGACCCCUCUGCUGAGGACUUACAGGAUCUCCCCAACCCUGAAACACCUUUGGAGCUUUCCAUCUCUGAGACCGCUUUAGAGCCUCUUACCUCUGAAACCCCUUUGGAGACUUCCAUCCCUGAGACUCCCUUAGAGACCCACACCUCUGAAACUCCUUUGGAACCUUCCAUCUCUGAGACCCCCUUAGAGCCUGACACCUCUGAAUCUCAUGUGGUACCAUCUACUUCCCAAGCCCCUUUAGAGACCCACACCUCUAAACACCUUUUGGAGCCUUUCAUCCCUGAGACCUCUGUAGGAUACUCUGAGAUCCCUUUGGAAACCCCCAUCCCCGAGGCCCUAUUGGACACACACAUCUUUAAGGUCCAAAAGAAACACCUUUCUUUGCAUUCCUCAUCACAAGACCAUGUCCCUUUAUCUUCCCCUGAUACUCUGAAGGAAGACCUCUCUGAGUAUUCUUCCAGUGAGGCCUCGUGGACAAGGAGGGCCAUCCAAAUCUCUGAGAUCCUUCAAAAGCACUCCCUUUCAAGCCCUUCAGAUCCAGUCCACCUGGAUACAUCUGCAAAGGAAAAGGAAGAGGAAGGAGAGGACAUGGAGCAGGUGGAUGCCACUGACAGCACCGCACACACCGCUCAGCCUGGACACCAGCUGGGCAAGAAGAAGGGGAAGAAAGGAGUUAGCCAUUAUACAGUCCACCCAGUGGUCCCUGCUAAGCAGGUAGAGCUGAUAGAAGUGGCUAAGGCAAUGCACAGAGACAAGUUUUGUGCUCAGGUGAAUCAUCUUUUCCAAUGGGACAAGAAUGCAGCCCUGAAUGCCAUCCAGACAGGUCUCUACAUCGGCUGGCGUUGUCCCCAUUAUCUAUGGGACUGUUUCCAGAUUGGAGAUGAGUCCAAAUGCUUUUGUGGACACUUGUUGAGAGAACACCAGAUCAUCUCAGACAUAUCCGUGCCCUGCAAUGUAGGCCAGUGCCGCUGCCUCAUGUUCUGCUUUAUCCCUUCUCGCCCAGAGGAGGUGGGUGAGUUCUGGCUCAAAAGACGAGCUACCUUUGACCCCAAGGCCUGGAGGGCCCAAUGUCGUUGCAAACACAGUCAUGAAGACCACGCAGCUACUGGGUCCCAUCCCUGCAGGAUAAAAGGUUGUUGCUGUAACUGCUUUGAGUCUAAUUUCCUCUGUGCGGCCUGCGACCGGCGCUGGGAGGAACAUGAGACUUUCUUUGAGACUGAGGAGACCCGGCGACGAGGAGGAAGGCCUCAUGGAGCAAAUUACAUGCCUUUUGCAGAGAUGCCUACCCUCCAAGAAGCCAUCGUCAGCAACUCUGACUCUGAGGCUCUACAAAAUCAGGGGCCCUCUGGCCGUCCUGGCUCCCACGCCAGACCCCCUGGGCUUCCUGGCCCACAUAGCCUCUGGCCUGGCCCUAUGUCUGGCCCCCAUACCUGACUCUUUCACCUCUGCUUUUCCCUCCUCCAGGGACAGACACUGUCAACACUUGGCGCAG
Nyctereutes procyonoides (raccoon dog) is the source of this 2129-nucleotide messenger RNA. RefSeq names its product family with sequence similarity 221 member B (gene FAM221B). The record is from RefSeq and is a predicted model, not a curated record. The transcript has 7 exons. Lineage: Eukaryota; Metazoa; Chordata; Mammalia; Carnivora; Canidae. The coding region runs from base 569 to 2071 and encodes 500 amino acids.